Messenger RNA from Torulaspora delbrueckii, 1314 nucleotides. RefSeq names its product delta(14)-sterol reductase (gene ERG24). Gene Ontology annotation, molecular function: Delta14-sterol reductase activity. NCBI's taxonomy places the organism in Eukaryota, Fungi, Ascomycota, Saccharomycetes, Saccharomycetales, Saccharomycetaceae. Gene Ontology annotation, cellular component: endoplasmic reticulum membrane. The coding region runs from base 1 to 1314 and encodes 437 amino acids. Gene Ontology annotation, biological process: ergosterol biosynthetic process. The record is from RefSeq and is a predicted model, not a curated record. The transcript has a single exon.
AUGGCGUCCAAAUUAAACCCUAAAACUAAGAAUAUAGAAUUUGGCGGAGCACCCGGUGCGCUGGCUAUCUCUGUUGGUUUGCCCAUAUUGACUAUUGUUCUUAACCAAAUGGUUAGGCCCGAUUACUUCAUCAAGGGCUGGUUUUCUAAUUUUGAAUUUGCUCAACUUUGGAAUGGCAUCAAAUCCUCUAGAUAUUAUUUCACCAGGUACGAUUUGUGGACAUAUUAUACCGCAUGGCACUUGGGUCUAGCCGCUUUGGCUACCAUCUUACCAGGAAAGAAAAUGAACGGUGUAGAGCUUAGAGAUGGAACCAGUUUGCCCUAUAAGAUUAAUGGAAUUGCCAUGUCAGCCGCGCUUUUCUUGAUCCUUGCCGUUAGAUGGCAAUUGACUCAAGGUCAGCUACCUGAGUUGCAAUUCUUGUACGACAACCAUGUUGACUUGUGCAUCGUCACCAUCCUAUAUGCUUUCCUACUCUCAGUCUACGUUUACGUUACCAGUUUCUUCCCAUUAUUGGGUAAAAAUGGACAUAAUACCAAGGAAAGGAUCCUUGCGCUGGGCGGGAACACUGGCAACCCAAUUUACGACUGGUUUAUCGGCAGAGAAUUAAACCCCAGACUAGGUCCCUUAGAUAUCAAGCUAUUUUGCGAAUUGAGGCCUGGUAUGUUGUUGUGGUUAUUGAUCAAUUUAUCCUGUCUGCAUCAUCAAUAUUUGAAGACUGGUGAAUUGAACAACGCUUUGCUCGUUGUGAACCUUUUGCAAGGAUUCUAUAUUUUCGACGGUAUCUUAAACGAAGAAGGAUGUUUAACAAUGAUGGACAUCACUACGGAUGGUUUCGGCUAUAUGCUUGCCUUUGGUGAUCUAUCUCUAGUCCCAUUCACUUACUCCUUACAAGCGCGCUACUUGAGUGUAUCUCCAAUUACUUUAACCAACUACCAGUUGGCAACAAUCUUUGGGUUCAUGGUCACAGGUUUCUACAUCUUCCACAAGUCCAACAUGCAAAAAUCGCUGUUCAGACAAGGCAAGCUACCUCAUCUAAACAGUAUCGCCACUAAGCGGGGUACUAAACUACUGUGUGAUGGCUGGUGGGCCAAAUCUCAACAUAUCAACUAUUUCGGCGAUUGGUUGAUCUCGCUAAGUUGGUGCCUAACCACCUGGUUCCAAACUCCUUUGACGUAUUACUACUCGUUAUAUUUCGCCACAUUGCUACUACACCGCCAAUCGAGAGACGAACACAAGUGCCGUGAAAAGUACCAAGAAAGUUGGGAAGAGUACGAGAGAAAUGUGCCUUACAAGAUUGUUCCCUACAUAUACUAA